Molecule: messenger RNA, 1182 nt
Organism: Oryza sativa Japonica Group (Japanese rice)
Lineage: Eukaryota; Viridiplantae; Streptophyta; Magnoliopsida; Poales; Poaceae
Product: MEIOTIC F-BOX protein MOF
Molecular function (GO): protein binding
Source: RefSeq, a predicted model, not a curated record
UCCGGAGUCCACUUAAAUUGUUAACCCUGCCUUGUGCUCUUGGCGAUGGCUUCCGUCAGGGAGGCCGUGGGCUUAUCCGCGCGCUCGAGAAGGAGCGGGGGUUGUUGGGUUUACACCUUUUCCCCUCCCCAAAUUUCGGCAUCGUCUCGUCCCAAAACCAUUGUGCCGCGUAAACCCUCACCUCCCCUAAUCGCCGGUGGCAACCAACGACGGCGGGCGUCGCGUCGCGUCGCGUCACGCUCCUCCCCUGCGACCGGCGGCCGGCGGCGGCGACGUCUUGCGAUGGAUCGUCUGAGCGCGCUGCCGGAUGGCCUCCUCCACGCCGUCAUGUCCUUCCUCCCCGCCCGGCAGAUGGCGCAGACGUGCGUGCUGUCCAAGCGGUGGGUACAUCUGUGGCGCUCGGUGCCUAGCCUCAACCUCGACAUCCGUGAGUUUCGUAACCUCUCAAAGGAGGAGGAUGAUGAUGAUGAUGAGACAUGGGGGAAGAUGAAGGAUUUCAUCGCAAACCUGCUAAUGUUCCACCACGCUCCGACGUUAGAUACCUUCACCGUGUGCACCGGGGCGGUAGUUCAAGCUGCGGUUGGCAAUCGCAGUCGUCGCAAUCACCGUCGCAACGAUGUCGACUAUCCCGCUGUGGCUGACAAUCGCAGUCGCGAUGUCGGUAGAUGGAUCCGCGGCGGAAUCAAGUACUGUCCCCGGGUGCUGGACGUCGCGGUCGCGCCCUCCGGUUCUGGGUGUAGGCCGCCGCCCGACCUGGGCUCAGGUUCUUGCUUCCGUCGUCUCGAGAGGCUGCGUCUUUCUUGCUUUGCUCUGGACAGCGGCUUCGCGAGGCAGGUGCGCGAUAGCUGCCCCGUGCUCCGAUGCUUGGAGCUCCACCGCUGUCACAUUGAGUUCAGCCACAUCGAGUCCAGCACGCUGAACAAGCUGGUGAUUGAAGGCUGCAUAGGCUGCUCUCUUAGUCUUGCUAUCAGCGCUCCUCGACUUGCUUCCCUGUGCCUGGACUUAUCGUACGGCGCAUACAAGAAUGGUGUUUCGUUAAAUACUAUUUCCCUUGUGGAGGCAUCUGUUACUUUAAAUGUUUUCCAAAUCUCACCAGAAGGUGAAGCCAUGCUUCUUUGCGGUCUAUUCAAUGUGACCAAUUUGGAGUUGGAGGCUAUUCAUGCCAAGGUAAACCUUCCUUAA